This is a messenger RNA of Xylaria bambusicola, 1017 nucleotides long. RefSeq lists its product as uncharacterized. The record is from RefSeq and is a predicted model, not a curated record. The coding region runs from base 1 to 1017 and encodes 338 amino acids. NCBI's taxonomy places the organism in Eukaryota, Fungi, Ascomycota, Sordariomycetes, Xylariales, Xylariaceae. Gene Ontology annotation, cellular component: spliceosomal complex. Gene Ontology annotation, biological process: positive regulation of mRNA splicing, via spliceosome. Gene Ontology annotation, molecular function: RNA binding. The transcript has 4 exons.
AUGGCAACCACUGCAAUGGAUUACGAAACCGCCAACGGAGAUCGUUAUGAUGAUGACGGUCCUCGCUAUGAGCGUGACCAACGUAGCGCCUCUCCCCGAGCAUCCCGCGACGAUGGCAUUGAUAGCUCCCGGCGCCGAUCUGCCUCCCCGGGCAAUGCCCAGGCUACUCGGGCUCCUAAAGAAGAUAAUAACAAGGACGAGGACGGUUCUGUCAAUCCUGGAUCUAACCUCUUCGUCACUGGAAUCCAUCCUCGCCUCACCGAAGCCGAAGUGACUCGUCUCUUCGAGAAGUAUGGCGAAGUCGAGAAGUGUCAGAUCAUGAAAGAUCCUCACACCAAAGAAUCACGAGGCUUUGGCUUUGUCAAGAUGGUCACUUCCGAACAAGCCGAUGCUGCCAAGGAAGGUCUCCAGGAUGAAGAGAUAGAAGGACGGUCCCUCAGCAUUGAGAAGGCUCGCCGUGCGCGACCCCGAACCCCUACCCCCGGAAAAUACUUCGGCCCACCGAAAAGAGAGCACGGACGUCCUCGCUUUGAUGACCGUCGUCGUGGUGGCGGUUAUGGUGGUGGAUACGGUGGCGGCGGUCACUACGGUGGUGGUUACGGCGGCCGUGAUGACCCUUAUCGUUAUCGCGGAGGCGGUGGCUACGACCGCCCUCGCUACGAGGACCGCGGUGAUCGUGGUUACCGUGAAGACCGAGGAUAUGACCGCAGCUAUCGUGAAGACCGAGGCGGUUAUAGUGGUGGUGCUGGCAGAGAUGAUCGCCACGAUCGUGGAUAUGAACGACGUGAUCGCAACGACGACAGCUAUGGCCGGGUUGAUCGUUAUGGAGGCCCCCGUGAGGAGCGUGAACGAUAUGGUCCCCGCGGUGGCGACGACAGACGUGGCCCUGGUUAUGAGAGAGACCGCUACGACCGCCCUGAUCGCGACGGUCAACGGGCUCGUGACCCCGCUGCUUCUGGUUACGGUGAAGCUGCCCCCCGAACCGAUGGCCGUGAACCGUAUGCUGGCGCCCCCUAG